AUGCUGCAAGCCGCUGCGAUCACGGAGCUGCUUUCGCGCCUCAUUAGCGACGAUGCUUCCGAGGCUGGGAUCGUGCGGCCGCACACGGCGCUUCUGUCGCUCGUCGACUCGUCCGAGCUCUACGCCGUAGCCACCAAGCUGGUGGAGCAUCCACCGGCUCGAUCUGCCGUCGCAUCCAUCCUCGCCAGCACCGCCGCAGCUGCUGGCACACCGCCGCCUUCGCAGCUCUCCUACUCCCGCGCCGCGCCACUCACGCUCGACGAGCGCGCGGCGUGUCUCUCGGCCAUCGCCGUGACGGCGUGGAGACAGGCGGCCGAGCCGAGCACGGCAACUUCCAACAACGGUGUCGCGCGUUCGGAUGCAGGCGUCGUCGUGAUGCCCGGCGCGUCGGUGUCGGUGGCCAAGCACGCUGCGCGGAUGGCGGGGUUGGGCGGUGGGAAUCCGGGUAAAGAGCUCGUGCCGCUGUUGUUGGAGAGCGAUCUGGGCCGCGUGCUGGUGAUGCCGAUCGUGCCUGCUCCGACGGCCAGUCCUUCGCGCAACGAGCCCGCGCACGACGAUGUGCACGACGACUCACCCGCAUUCGCAGAGCACUCGAAACCGCUCAUGCUGCUCACGCUCAAUGCCUCCUGCAGCGCCGCGCCCUCGAUCGCGCCCAAGAGUCCCGCGACGGCCAACGCGACGAGUCCGGCACUCACAUCGUCCGUGGCCACGCUGUCGGCGAACAACGCGACGCGCUCGCGCCUGCGCUCCGGAGGCACCACACCCACCUCUGCGCGCUCCGAACACACGCCCACGCCGUCGCGCUCGCCCGUGUCGGACCACUUUCCCGCCGGCUCCACCACUCUUCCCUCGGCACCUGCGGCUGGCGACGCCGAGACUGCCGCUGCCGCACCUGAAGCUGAUGUUGCCAGCGAGUGGGAUGCCAAGCAGUGGACCGCACUCUAUGCCCAGGCCAAGGCGUUGGCCCGGGUGCUGGCGCCCAGUUUGGCGCAGAGCGGAGUGGCGCACGACCACCACGACGACGCAGCGGGCGAAGGCAGACACUCGACGCUCGUCAGCGACGAUGAGGCCGAGGCGUAG
Messenger RNA from Moesziomyces aphidis, 1080 nucleotides. Lineage: Eukaryota; Fungi; Basidiomycota; Ustilaginomycetes; Ustilaginales; Ustilaginaceae. The record is from the annotation of a GenBank genome assembly.